Molecule: messenger RNA, 1349 nt
Organism: Nylanderia fulva
Lineage: Eukaryota; Metazoa; Arthropoda; Insecta; Hymenoptera; Formicidae
Source: RefSeq, a predicted model, not a curated record
CAGAAACUACUUUAGAGGUUAAUGAAAGAAUGAAAACUACUUUAGAUGUCAGCGAAAGAACAGAAACUGCUUUAGAUGUCAGCGAACAAAUAAAAGCUACUUUAGAUAUCAGCAAAGGAAUAAAAACUACUUUAGAGGUCAAUAAAAAAAUAAAAGCUACUUUAGAUGUUAACGAAGGAACAGAAACUACUUUAGAGGUCAAUGAAAGUGUGAAAACUACUUCAGAUGUCAGUGAAAGAAUAAAAGCUACUUUAGAUAUUAGCGAAGAAACAGAAACUACUUUAGAGGUUAAUGAAAGAGUGAAAACUACUUUAGAUGUCAGCGAAAGAAUAGAAACUGCUUUAGAUAUCAGCGAACAAAUAAAAGCUACUUUAGAUAUCAGCAAAGGAAUAAAAACUACUUUAGAGGUCAAUGAAGAAAUAAAAGCUAUUUUAGAUGUUAGCGAAGGAACAGAAACUACUUUAGAGGUCAAUGAAAGUGUGAAAACUACUACAGAUGUCAGCGAAAGAAUAGAAACUGCUUUAGAUGUCAGCAAAAGAAUAAAAGCUACUUUAGAUGUUAGUGAAGAAACAGAAACUACUUUAGAGGUCAAUGAAAAAGUGAAAACUGAUUUAGAUGUCAGCGAAAGAAUAGAAACUGCUUUAGAUGUCAGCGAAAGAAUAAAAGCUGCUUUAGAUGUCAGUGAAGGAACAGAAACUACUUUAGAGAUCAAUGAAAGAGUGAAAACUACUUUAGAUGUCAGUGAAAUAAUAGAAACUGCUUUAGAUGUCAGCGAAAAAGUAAAUUUAGAUGUCACUGAAAGCACAGUGAAUGAGUGCAAUGAUAAAGCUAAUACAUCUAGCAAUAUAAGUGAUAUUAUAGAUUCAAGUUUAAUAUUCAUUUUAAAUAAAGAAUCUUCAAUAUCAGAAAAUAUGUGUGAGUUACUUUUAAUAUUGAUCAACAAACGCAUAGCAACGCAAAUAAUGAAUUGACUGAAAAUAAUUUAAAUGGAAAUUAUAUGAAUAAUAACAAUUUUGUUGUUACUGAAAAUAAAGACUCGCCAAUGCAUAUACAUAACAAUGAAGAAUUAAUAUCAAUUGAUCUACAAGAUAAAGAGAAUAUAAAUCAAAACAUGAUUAAUAUUGGCUCUCCUAUUAUUCAUGCAGAAAUUAAAGACACACAUCAGAAAAUCAGUACGCAUUUUAAUGAUUGUAAUUCAAAGAAAAUAACGCCAAAAAUUACUGAAAAUAUUGUAUGUAAUAAAUCAUAUGCUAUCUUAAAAACAACACCAACAAACAUUGAGAUGGAACGAAAAAGAAUACUUAAAUCUACAACAAGAAAUAAAUAUUCGAAAUUUAAAUUAUCUAAUG